Molecule: messenger RNA, 1563 nt
Organism: Lathyrus sativus (Indian pea)
Lineage: Eukaryota; Viridiplantae; Streptophyta; Magnoliopsida; Fabales; Fabaceae
Source: the annotation of a GenBank genome assembly
AUGAGUAAUACUCUUGUCAAAUCCAUAUUAUCAUUAUCAACAUCUUUGUCUCUAACCCAACUAAUCCCAUACCUAAUAUGCUUUACCCUUUUUCUCCUCCUCCUUGAACAGAUCUCAUACCUCAACAAAAAACGUUUCAUCCCAGGCCCAUCUUUGGUUCUUCCUUUCAUAGGCAACGCCAUCCCAUUGGUACGUCAUCCAACAAAAUUUUGGGACCUUCAAUCCACCCUAGCUAAAUCAACCCCUUUGGGCUUUUCAGCAAAUUACCUUGUUGGUAACUUCAUAGUCUUCAUUAGAGACACAGAACUCUCCCAUAAGGUUUUCUCCAAUGUUAAGCCCAACGCCUUCCAUCUUGUGGGCCACCCAUUUGGGAAGAAGCUCUUUGGUGAGCAUAAUCUUAUUUAUAUGACGGGCCAAGAACACAAGAAUCUCCGCCGUCGAAUUGCUCCUAAUUUCACUCCUAAGGCGCUCUCCACCUACACCUCGCUGCAGCAGAUUAUUAUCCUCAAACAUCUCAAGUCGUGGGUUGAGAAAGCCCGGGAAAGCUCUAUUCCUAUCCGUGUGCUGGCCCGUGAUAUGAAUUUAGAAACCUCUCAGACGGUUUUCGUGGGCCCGUAUUUGGGCCUGAAAGCCCGUGAGAGAUUCGAGCGGGAUUACUUUCUGUUCAACGUCGGUCUCAUGAAGCUUCCCUUUGACUUUCCCGGAUCCGCGUUUCGUAACGCGAGACUCGCCGUUGACCGUCUCGCCGAAACCCUAGGGACUUGCACGGCGAUGAGUAAGGCGAAGAUGGAGAAAGGUGGAGAGCCUUCGAGCCUCAUCGAUUUCUGGAUGCAGGAUACAAUCAGGGAGAUGGAAGAGUCGAAGCUCAACGGAGUGACAGUGCCGCCGUUCUCCACCAACUCUGAGAUCGGUGGUUAUCUCUUUGACUUUCUCUUCGCGGCACAGGACGCCUCCACCUCGUCGUUACUAUGGGCGGUGACGCUACUUGAUUCACAUCCGGAGGUUCUUGAUAAAGUCAGGGAAGAAGUAGCCGGAAUCUGGUCGCCGGAGUCGGAUACACUUAUAACCGCGGAGCAGCUCAGGGAGAUGAAAUACACGCUAGCGGUGGCGCGUGAGGUAGUUAGAUUCCGACCGCCCGCGACACUUGUGCCACAUAUAGCAGCGGAGAAGUUUCCGUUAACGGAAUCGUACUCGAUUCCGAAAGGAGCGAUCGUAUUUCCGUCUGCGUUGGAGUCAUCGUUUCAGGGUUUUACUGAACCGGACCGGUUCGAUCCAGACCGGUUUUCCGAUGAGAGACAAGAAGAUCAAAUAUUUAAAAGAAACUUUCUGGCGUUUGGAGCUGGGCCCCACCAAUGUGUGGGUCAGAGAUACGCUUUGAAUCACCUUGUUCUAUUCAUUGCUAUGUUCACUUCGUUGAUCGAUUUCAAGAGAGAUAGAACGGACGGCUGUGAUGAGAUCGUGUAUGUUCCGACGAUUUGUCCGAAAGACGAUUGCAGGGUUUUUCUGUCUAAGCGGUGCACAGAGUAUCCUUCCUUCUCCAAGGUUCCGGAGCUUGGCAAUUGA